This is a messenger RNA of Cuscuta epithymum, 1071 nucleotides long. Lineage: Eukaryota; Viridiplantae; Streptophyta; Magnoliopsida; Solanales; Convolvulaceae. The record is from the annotation of a GenBank genome assembly.
GUCGGUUAGCACAUCCAUGACGAACGUCGUCAGCCGAGGCCCAUCUCCGUAGAUGGCCCAGGCCCAAAAGAUUGUUACGUUCUCAGGAAGGGCCGCAGACGAACGGCCCCCGGUUCUACCAGACGAUCGUGGUCAGGAAUUAGGCGGGGAACCCAGAUUCUGGCGGGAAGCGCAUUUAAUGCUGGAGAUUUGGUGGUUGGGCCACAGCCACUAACAAUCCUCCACAUCAUCAGGACUAACUGCCCAUUGGCGGGUAUAAAUAGUAGCAUUUAUUUCAUUGUAGAGGCGAGGAGCAAGGCUGAUGCCGCCAUAUUGAAGGCUCGGGAGGUCGCCCGUCGGGCAGAAGAAGAGGCUGCCUCAGCCAGGGAGGAGCUUCGGUCCCUUCAGGCUGAAACUGGCGCCCAACUGGCCUGCCUGGAGAAGGCCGGCUUCAAGCUUAUGCCGGUGCUUCCGGCCCCCAAGGGUGCUAUCCCGGAAUGGUGCGUUGAUACCUCCGGCUACCGGAAUACUGGCGAGUUCAUGGACUCGGCCAAGGAUUUCUGCGCUGGGGCCUUUGGAGACGUGUUCUCUCAUGCCCUGGAGAAGGUCCCGGCGAAGGAUCGUCUGAAAUACGGCGUGCGGCUAAUGGGAAGCUCCCCCUUAGCGCGCCAAUUCCUUUAUGAUUCUGCUGAUAGCGCCUUCGCCGGUGGCUAUAGCGAAGGGGUCAAAGCCUUUCUCCCCAUCUUUGAGAAGCUUCUGGGCCCUGACGUCAACCCGGCCGAUCAUACGGAAGAGGACCUGCUGAUCGAAGCCCUGGGGAAAAUAAGGCGGGAUAGGCGCCGAGCGGCGGCCAUAGCCAUGGGGGAUAUCCCGGAACCCCCAACCCCUGAGCCCGAGCCUCAGGUGGAAGAGCACACUCAUGCCGGGAGCCGGCCAUCGUCCCCCCAUAUGUGCUGAUUUAUAUUUUAGUCUAGCCUUCCUUCCGACUGUAGCGUGUAGACUUGUACUUUCCAGCCGAUAGUGCUGAAGAAUAAAAAUCCAUGUUUUGCCAAAGUUCGUCUUUAUGCCGUGUUCGUACCUUAUUCUUUCAAU